UCUGCCCAGGUCCAUCUGCAGACCCAGCAGGAGGUGAAGUUGCGCAUGUCAGGGAUGGCACUGCGUGUGGUUCGCAACGAUGGCUUUCUGGCCCUCUACAACGGGCUGAGUGCCUCCCUGUGUCGGCAGAUGACGUACUCCCUCACUCGCUUUGCCAUCUAUGAGACUGUGCGGGACGGCUUGAGCCAGGGGGCCCAGGGGCCCAUGCCCUUCUACCAGAAGGUGCUGCUGGGCGCCAUUGGAGGUUUUGCUGGAGGCUUCGUGGGGACCCCUGCAGACAUGGUGAACGUCAGGAUGCAAAAUGACAUGAAGCAGCCCGUCCAUCUGCGGCGCAACUACACGCAUGCGCUGAAUGGGUUGUAUCGAGUAUGUCGUGAAGAAGGCGUGAGGAAAUUGUUCUCUGGGGGGUCAAUGGCAUCAAGUCGAGGGGCCCUGGUUACUGUUGGACAGCUUUCCUGCUACGACCAGGCGAAACAGUUGGUUCUCAGCUCUAAUUUGCUCUCUGAUAAUAUCUUCACCCACUUCUUGGCCAGCUUUAUUGCCGGAGGAUGUGCUACAUUUCUCUGCCAGCCCAUAGAUGUCCUAAAGACACGGCUUAUGAAUUCCCAGGGUGAAUAUCGGGGGGUCCUGCACUGUGCAAUGGAGACAGCCAAGCUUGGACCACUGGCCUUUUAUAAGGGCCUUGUUCCAGCUGGCAUCCGUCUGGUCCCUCACACUGUACUCACCUUUAUCUUCCUGGAGCAGCUACGUAAAUACUUUGGAACGACAGUAAUGGCCUGAAGGAAAAAGGGCCUGCCUUGUUAGAGAUAUAAAUGACGGGGUCAAGGGCCUGGGAAGUGGGAUCUCCUAGGGC
Molecule: messenger RNA, 853 nt
Organism: Pogona vitticeps (central bearded dragon)
Lineage: Eukaryota; Metazoa; Chordata; Lepidosauria; Squamata; Agamidae
Source: RefSeq, a predicted model, not a curated record